GGGGUGUGGGGUGCGGGGUGGGGGUCACGGAGGGCCCGUGGGCCGCGCGCAGGGGUUGGGGGCGGUUAGCGCAGGAGGCGGCUCUGAAAGAGGCAGAAGUGAGCUCAGCGGCGGGAACUUCACAUAGGCUCGCGACGCCGGGCAUCAGUCGCGGGCAGCGAGUUACCGCAGGCUUCUCCGUGCCUGAAGACUGCAGCCCGACGCUGCUCUGCUGCCUCCCCUUCCGGGUUCCGGGUUCCCGCCAGCGCGGACACAGUCCCUGCCGAGCCGACCAAUCGGAGAGCGCCCGAAACCGGGGCCGGGCCAAUCGGAGACGCGUCCCUUGUCCCCUUGGCGCGCCUGCGUCGCCAGCGUCCGAAUCUCCCGCCAAUAGCCCUACCCCGCCCGCGAAGGCGCGGCCAAUCAGCGUCCGAGGGUCGCGGCGGCCCGGCCGCCUCCAAGGCGGAGGGGGCAACCUUUUUUGAGGGCCUCGCCUCAGUCAACCCGGCGGCGCCCCUUCGCCUCCCGGAUGGCAGCACGCGGGGCAGCUGUUUCGCGGCUCCCGUCCCGGCCUGGGCGGCCUGCGGGGCGCGCGCCUCCGAGCGGCUUCCCCCGGCGCGGGCCCGAUGGUCUCGACCGGCCCGGCGCGCGCGGGAGUCCGGGGGGCGGGGCGGCGGCCCAUAAAGGCUGUUGGGGGCGGGGCGCGCGCAGUCAGUCAGCGUCGCGCGAAGAGGAAGUCGCCGUCGCCGCCGCCAGAGCCGGACCCCCAGGCCCCCACGAUCCCGCCCGCCGCGUCGCCAUGGCCUGCCGGCUGCGAAGUUCCCCCGGGUGCGGGAGCCGCCGCGACGGCGACGCCAGCCCGCCGCCCGCCGCAAGAUGGAGCCUCGGACGCAAGCGUACGGCCGACGGGAGGCGCCGGAAGCCCGAGGACGCCGAGGGCCCCUCGAGGCCGCCAGGCCACCGCAGACCCGACAGCUUUACCACUCCCGAAGGCCCUAAGCCCCGUUCUAGAUGUUCAGACUGGGCAAGUGCAGUCGAAGAAGAUGAAAUGAGGACUAGAGUUAACAAAGAAAUUGCAAGCAGGGAAGCAGGGCCAGACUGCUUCCUCCCGCUCUGCAGCGGUCGAUGGUAUUUAGAGCUGCUGUCUUCGGAAAGGCUCGGACACACGUGGGGGUUGGUUGUGACCACUUAAUUUCUUUCAGCCAUGAGAAUGCAUGUGUGUGGGUGAGUAGGAUGCCUGGGUAGAAGGGUGAACUGGAGCUGACAGACGUGGGCUUCAGUGUUUUGAAUGAGUUCUCGUGUUUAUAUAGAUCUUGAUUUUUCCCAGCUGUAACGGUAGGCUGUUUGACUGGGUCUAUGCAGUUUUUGUGUUCUGCUCACCAGGGUUAUAACAAUCCUCAUCAUGUCCUUGUGUAUCCGGACCCCCAGUGUCACCCCUUGCUGGGGACUGUCUGCAGCUCUUAAGUGCCGCAGGGAGACCCCUGUUUGUCUUGACCUUCCUGUCGGUGGACCCCUCUUUGUUCCUUUCUGAAAAUUGCCCUGCCUUGCAAAGCAGGCCUGAUCUUGUCCAGAGCACUGUUUUGGGCCGCUCCCUUUCUGAUGGAAAGCUGCUGCUUUUGAUAAGACCCAAGUGAUGUGAGCUUUUGAUGAUGGUGGUCUGCCUUACUUCCCACCAGGAAGGGGGGCGGUAAGAAUUCAGCUCACUGUAUGUCAAGGAGGCUAGCACACACUACACACCAGCGGUCUGAAAAUUUGAAAAUAGGUUUUAGUCAUACCUGAAGCCAGUCUUUUCAACUGGGGUUCCAGAAAGAAUGAAAUCCUACAGAAAAUGAUUUCAGGAACUAGUUUCUCAGUUCUCAGGGGGUGGUUCAUUAUCUCCCGGUAUCCAGGCUUUACUGGGAUGCCCCAGCAAACUUGGGGAAGGUUGAGAAUUUUAGAUUUGGAAGGAGGCACCGUGAUACGUGACAUGUUUUAGACACCUGCAUGAGCUUCUAGCUAGAGGCGGUUCACGGUUUCCAUUGUUAGAUUGCAGUGUGCUUCUUUGGUGACGUACUUUUGCAAAGUUGGGUGUUGGUCAUUGCUGUGAUAGGAGGGAAAUGCCCGGUGAAAUCCACAAGGGAUGGGGGGACGGGGGAAGGUGUGCAGUCUUUCCAAGAAGGUGAGCAGUGCCCAACAGGCACACGUCUCCUUAAUAAGUAAUCGUGGUAUUAGAAGUAAAAACUUUGUAUUUCAACUAAGGUUUAUUUUUUUCUAAAGGCUUCAGGGUUAGAGGGAUGUAAAUUUCUGUGUCGUUUGGGUCUCACUAUUUAGCUGGCGGCAGUAUUUUUUUUUUUUAGAACCUGGUUGUUUUAAGCACCUUGUAUGAUCUUGGCACGUAACCUUUAUCUUCGCCUCAAAGGUGGUUGAGGGAGGUUGAAAAUAAAAGAAGCCACCUACUGUUACUUAAUCCACUUACCAGACCACACCCUCAGGGAGGCUUUGUUCCCUGUGGCUCUGUCUUAGCUCUAAAAGCAUUGUGUUCAUUUCUAUACCUUUUUAAAAACAG
This is a messenger RNA of Balaenoptera musculus (blue whale), 2524 nucleotides long. It is a transcript of the gene SLBP, whose product is annotated as stem-loop binding protein. Gene Ontology annotation, molecular function: mRNA binding; histone pre-mRNA stem-loop binding. Gene Ontology annotation, biological process: mRNA transport; mRNA 3'-end processing by stem-loop binding and cleavage. NCBI's taxonomy places the organism in Eukaryota, Metazoa, Chordata, Mammalia, Artiodactyla, Balaenopteridae. Bases 509 to 1171 code for a protein of 220 amino acids. Gene Ontology annotation, cellular component: cytoplasm; histone pre-mRNA 3'end processing complex. The record is from RefSeq and is a predicted model, not a curated record. The transcript is spliced from 4 exons.